UUGUAGAAUAUAUAUUACGCGACUGAGACGCGACUAUUCACAAAUUCAUUUAUUAGUUGCUAGUGCGCUGUUCGUUGAUUCAACACGCAAACUAAACAAAAAUUUGUGAGAUGUUAAUUUUGAUAGCUUUUAUUGUUGUGGGAUGGUGGGUGUACAACAAUUACAAGAACACUAUGUUUUACUGGCGAUCACAAAAUGUAAAGCAAACAGCUAUGCCUGUGCCCUUUUUAGGCGAUGGAUUCAAAGCAACUAUAAAGCAAGAAUCACAAACCGAGAGUGUUAAACGAUUGUACAAUAACUUUAAAAAUGUUCGAUACUCUGGAGUGUACCAAGGCAAUUUGCGCACUCUUGUCAUACACGAUCCGGAAUUAAUUAAACAACUAACAGUAAAAGAUUUUGAUCACUUUGUUGACCACACUAACUUUGCUGGCGAUUUGGAGCCGUUAUGGUCUAAAAAUCUCUUCGCAUUGAAAGGUGACAAGUGGAAGGAUAUGCGUGCAACUUUGAGUCCAACUUUCACUGCAAGCAAAAUGCGUUUGAUGUUUGAACUGAUGGAAAAAUCAGCGCAUCAAUAUGUCGAGUUUUAUUUAGCUCAAAACAAAAAUGUCAUUGAACUUGAACUGAAGAACUCUUUCUCGCGGUAUUCUAGCGAUGUGAUCGCGAACUGCGCGUUUGGUGUGACAGUUGACUCGUUGAAAGAACCAGAAAAUACUUUUUAUAAGCAUGGUAAAGAAAUUACCAACUUGAGCAGUUUCUCAAAACUUGUGACAUUUAUGUUUUCAAUGUUUUUGCCAAAACUUGCAAAGUUACUCAAUGUACGCUUUUUCCCCAAAGAAACCACAGAUUUCUUUAAACAACUAGUCAGAAAUACCGUGGAAACCCGUGAGGUACAGAAUAUUGUCCGCCCGGAUAUGAUUAAUUGUUUGAUGGAAGCAAAAAAAGGGCAAUUGAAGUAUGAUGAAACCCACGAGAAACAUGAUGCAGGUUUCGCCACCAUGGAAGAAUCCGAAGUAGGAAAAACUGCCAAAGUUCAACAAAAGGAAAUGACUGAAGAAGACAUGGCGGCACAAGUGUUGAUCUUUUUCUUUGCUGGUUUUGACACUAUUUCUACAGUAAUGUCAUUCAUUUGUUACGAAUUAGCUGUUCAUCCAGAGGUUCAGGAAAAACUACGAAAGGAUGUUGACGAAACAUACAAAGCCACAAAUGGGAAGCUAACCUAUGAUGUUCUAAACAAAAUGAAGUAUUUAGACAUGGUGGUAACGGAAACUCUCCGAAAAAAUCCACCAUUUGCUGCCGUUGAUAGAGAAUGCACCAAAGCUUAUACAAUUCAACCAGAACUACCGGGUGAAACCCCUGUAAACCUUGUUCCUGGUGAUGUUCUAUGGCUACCUGUCGCAGGUAUCCAUUCCGAUGAACAAUACUAUCCCAACCCGGAUAAAUUUGACCCAGAGCGUUUUUCUGACGAGAACAAAGAUAAUAUUAAACCGUAUACAUUUUUGCCAUUCGGGGCUGGUCCCAGAAAUUGUAUUGGAUCACGUUUUGCUCUCAUGGAAGUCAAAACAGUCGUUUAUCACAUUCUACGGCAUUUUGAGCUGGUCGUGAUUAAUAGGACAGUUAUUCCGGUUGAGUAUAGUGUUGAUCACUUCUCACCUGCUAUCAAAGGCGGAUUUUGGAUUGGAUACAAACGCAGAAAUGCAUAAAAUGUUAAAAUUAAUGUAUAAUAAAUUUAAUAAACGCUUAUAAAUUA
This is a messenger RNA of Dalotia coriaria, 1747 nucleotides long. Its product is annotated as cytochrome P450 9e2-like. Lineage: Eukaryota; Metazoa; Arthropoda; Insecta; Coleoptera; Staphylinidae. The transcript is spliced from 4 exons. Gene Ontology annotation, molecular function: iron ion binding; monooxygenase activity; heme binding. Bases 111 to 1700 code for a protein of 529 amino acids. The record is from RefSeq and is a predicted model, not a curated record.